AUGAAAUUCUUAGUUUUGACAGUGUGCUGCAUCGCAGCUGUUGCUGCUAGACCAGAGCCACCAUCAGCUUAUGGUCCCCCAAGAACAAAUCCAGGAGGACCUUCCUCGUCAUAUGGACCCCCCUCACAUCAUCAACAACAUGGCGGCGGUCACCAAACACAAGUCGUUCAAAAACACAUCUACGUCCAUGUCCCUCCCCCAGAUACUGAGGAAGAAUACCAUCCUGCCCCCGCCCCCGUUGUUCCCCAAAAGCACUACAAAAUCAUCUUCAUUAAGGCUCCCUCAUCGGGCGGCGGUCAACAAUUCUCGCCUGCCUUGCCACCUCCAGUCGAAGAAAAGACCCUUGUCUACGUUUUGGUCAAGAAACCCGAAGCCCAAGAAAAUGUCGAUGCCCCAGUUGUCCCUCAUACCCCAAGCAAACCCGAAGUUUACUUCAUCAAGUACCGUGCCAAGAAGAACGAAGCUCCAUCAGGUGCUUAUGGUGCCCCCGCCCAUGGCGCUUCCCACGGAGGAGCUGACUUCAAUCAAGCUGCUGCUGCUGCCGCUGCCCAAGUUUUGGUACAACAACAUCACGGAGGAAAUGACUUCCACGGAUCCCAUGGACCCGUUGAUUUGGGUACUAUUGCUGCUGGCGCUAGCGCUGCCGAAGGUUUGUUGCAUGGACAUGUCGAUCCUCGUCACAAUGGAGGACUCCCUGAUGGCCCAUACCACAAGAAAAAGUAA
Culicoides brevitarsis is the source of this 723-nucleotide messenger RNA. RefSeq lists its product as uncharacterized. The transcript is spliced from 4 exons. The coding region runs from base 1 to 723 and encodes 240 amino acids. NCBI's taxonomy places the organism in Eukaryota, Metazoa, Arthropoda, Insecta, Diptera, Ceratopogonidae. The record is from RefSeq and is a predicted model, not a curated record.